CAAAUGGGCUUGGGCGGCUCCUCGGCGGGUGGCGGCUGUGGCCGUAGCGGUUCCUCCUGGCCCUGUUAAUGUCGGGGCCAGGCCCGGGGAGGAUGGCGCCCUAGAGCCCGGCCUCGCUGGGGCAGGGGCGGGAGGGGACGGGGCGGGGACCGGCCAUGUCGGAGGUGACCCGGAGUCUGCUGCAGCGCUGGGGCGCCAGUUUCAGGAGAGGCGCCGACUUCGACUCCUGGGGCCAGCUGGUGGAGGCGAUAGACGAGUAUCAGAUAUUAGCAAGACAUCUACAAAAAGAGGCCCAAGCUCAACACAAUAACUCUGAAUUCACAGAAGAACAAAAGAAAACCAUAGGCAAGAUUGCAACAUGCUUGGAAUUGAGAAGUGCAACUUUACAGUCCACACAGUCCCAAGAAGAAUUUAAACUGGAGGACCUAAAGAAGCUAGAACCAAUCUUAAAGAAUAUCCUUACAUAUAAUAAAGAAUUUCCAUUUGAUGUUCAGCCUGUCCCAUUAAGAAGAAUUUUAGCCCCAGGUGAAGAAGAGAAUUUGGAAUUUGAAGAAGAUGAAGAAGAGGGUUGUGCUGGAGCAGGGUCUCCUGAUUCUUUUCCUGCUAGAGUUCCCGGUACUUUAUUACCAAGGUUGCCAUCAGAACCAGGGAUGACAUUACUCACUAUCAGAAUUGAGAAAAUUGGCCUGAAAGAUGCUGGGCAGUGCAUCGAUCCCUACAUUACAGUUAGUGUAAAGGAUCUGAAUGGCAUUGAUUUAACUCCUGUGCAAGAUACGCCUGUGGCUUCAAGAAAAGAAGAUACAUAUGUUCAUUUUAAUGUGGACAUUGAGCUCCAGAAGCAUGUUGAAAAAUUAACGAAAGGUGCAGCUAUCUUCUUUGAAUUCAAACACUACAAGCCUAAGAAAAGGUUUACCAGCACCAAGUGUUUUGCUUUCAUGGAGAUGGAUGAAAUUAAACCUGGGUCAAUUGUGAUAGAACUGUACAAGAAACCCACCGACUUUAAAAGAAAGAAAUUGCAGUUACUGACCAAGAAACCACUCUAUCUUCAUCUACAUCAAACUUUGCACCAGGAGUGAUCCUCACAUUAAUGACCUGGAGCUUCUGUGAAUUUGACCACUCAGUAGAGACCGUCUUAGCUCUGUGUAGCAUAUUCACACUUCAGCAGGCAGGAAGGAAGCCACACCCAUGCCAGUAGGCCAGAGUCCAUUGCAAAGCUGUACCACAGAAUUCGAAGUUCAGCACAUCACCGACGUCUAAGACUCCUUUGGAUACAGGUUUAUUGUAGAUUUUGAAACAUGUUUUUACUUUUCUAUUAAUUGUGCAAUUAAUAGUCUAUUGUUUGAUUUACCACUACUCCUAUCCUGCUUCCUAGAACAAUACUGUUUUGGGUAGGAUGUGCUCGUCUUCAAACUUAAUACAGCAAUAAGAAUGUGCUAGAGUUUACUCAUCUGUUCACCUUUGUUCCAAUAUGCUCUUUUGAUUUGAGUUAAUGUCAAAGUGUGGGUAGUAUAUCAAACUGUUUUGAGAGGAAUUGGACCAGUUAUGAUGCCUAGGAAGGCCUGUCUGGAAAUUUAUAGGCUGCUCCUCAGAAGUGGCCUAAAUUCACCCUGAUCUGAUAAGUUUUCCUGCUUAGAAAUAGUGUGCCUUGGCCAGAUCAGUAUCCCAGGUGAGAGUGUUCCCCAGGUUGUAGCUGUGAUUUUUCUCCAGAUGACCAGAUUGUUUUUCUGAAAGUGAGCAUAUUUUUAGUCAUAUUGAUUAACUGUUCUUCUACAUCAUUGUUACUCUUUCUGAUAAUGAUUCUAGGGUUAACGUUGGAACCGUCUCAGCAUAAUUACAAAUUUUUAGAUGGGUUUACAUUGUCUUCUAAAUCAUAUAAUCUAAAAAUAACUGAUUCAGAUGCUAGCAAGAUACUUCAGGCAUAACUGCUGUCUGACAACUGAUUGUGAAACCUUAAAACCUGCAUACCUCUUACAGUGUUGAGUAUGCAAAACCUGGAAAGAUAAGUCUAUUUUUUUUUAUAUAGCUAGAUAGGAUUGCCAUUUAUUUCCUAUUUAGAUAUAUUGACAUUCAUCCAUAUGAAAACGUGCAGGUCAUUAGCUUAUUAUAAUUUGACUAUUUACAUUACUUUUGACUUAAUAGGGCAUAAAUAAAAUUUUCAUAGUACACAUGAGGUGGAUAUCUGAUACACAGAACAUUAAGAUUUGUGGUCGGCUCUCUGGGGUUAGCUGUAGAACCCACGUAUUUUAACAGUCACUAUUUUAAAUGAGCAACACAUGAGAGAAAUGCAGUGUCAGAACCUGGCCUAUGUUUAGCCUAGUGCAAUAACCCUAGUCAUACCACUCAAUGUUUGCUUUUUAAAGUAAGUAACUACAAAUAAGUUGUUUUAGCCCUUGCACUCGAGAGAGCUAGUUUUUACUUUCAGUUGUCUAUUACGUCAAUUCUGUUGCUAGAUGGACAUUAAUAAAACUGAGAGCCUGACAGAAUUCUCAACCAAAUUUAGUUUUGUCUCUCAUAUUGACUAGAUUAAUUCCAAAUUCUAAAAUAAUUCAGUCUACAAUAUCUCUAGAGGAUAAAGAAUCUGCCCUAGUAAAUUACUUUUUCACUCAACUCUAAGCCUAUGAGUUGUCAAAUCCCCAGACUGUGAGCUCCGCAAGGGGCAAGAACCGCGAUUUUUCCAUGUUGUGUAAAUUUUAUAAGGUGCUUGGCAGCACUCUGUACCCUGUGGAGUACUCAGUACCUUUUGUUUGAUGUUGCUGACGAGACCUAAAAAAUAAUCCCUUUAAAAACCUACUAUUAAAAUGUAGCAAAACUGA
Molecule: messenger RNA, 2813 nt
Organism: Cynocephalus volans (Philippine flying lemur)
Lineage: Eukaryota; Metazoa; Chordata; Mammalia; Dermoptera; Cynocephalidae
Gene: AIDA
Product: axin interactor, dorsalization associated
Exons: 10
Coding region: 156-1076 (306 amino acids)
Biological process (GO): determination of ventral identity
Cellular component (GO): membrane
Molecular function (GO): phosphatidylinositol binding
Source: RefSeq, a predicted model, not a curated record